AUGCCUGGUUUCAAUGUGCCCCUGAACUGUCCACCCGAACCAAAUAUCUGCGAGGACCGCUUUACCAGCUUGUUUGGCUUUCCGAAUGCCUUAGACCCAAGUCACAUGGAAUACAUGGAUGAAAUCGUCACACACAGAGAACUUUUGAUGAUGCGAGUAAUGAAUAACAUCACAGACAAGUCCGAUUGGGAUAAAAAGGUAUUCGACAGCCACAUCACGUCCAAAUGGCGCGAAGAGGUCGCCAAGAGUGGACAAGAUGUUACACCAAAAAUGAUGAAUUGGAUUAUCAAAGAGCUGCAGUGGAAAGCUGGCAUUUUCCAAAAAACAGGCCAUGUCACUGUUUUUGAUUCUGGAGUCGUCAAAUCCGACAGCGCCAUUUCCAGGCAACUGCAGCAGGAAUUGAGACAGGCAGCAGCUCUUUUCGAAAAAGUACCCGAAGCCCAAAGGGACUACCAUCCUGGAUCCGAUCAGAAAGUUGUUAACCUAGUCCAUCCUUCAUUGUUUCCAAUCGUCUACGGUCGAACUCGAGUUCUCCCUGACCAAAUCAUCGGCGUCGAUGACUGUCUGAGCAGUAUGGGACAGGGUACUUUGAUCCCAACUCCCUCAGAAGAAGAGACUCGUGUUGAGUUGAAGCGUCACAUGGUGCAUUAUAACUAUGAUCGGCCAGAACUCAGUCGAAAAUUCCAGUGGCUCCCGUGUGAUGUGGAUAUCAACAAAGAUUCCAGAUGUGAGAUAGCUUCUUACAUCAAUAAUGUCCAUCCGCUUGAGCAUCGGGCACUGUAUGAUGUGGUUAAGAGGGUCAUUACGAGAACGAUCCCGCUUUGGGAUCAGUCCUUGAGCAGAGGGACAAGGCGUCAAAGGAUCCAGUAUAGAGCGGUCGAGUACGGUGAUCGCCUAGAACCAGAGCCUAUGCGUCCUAAAGAUGCCGAUGAUAGCUUUGAUGAAGAUGACUACAGGGAGCGACAUGAGAAAUGGGAGUAUUCCGGCCCGAUACUACUCCCUGAGCCAGGCGAUUUCGAGAUUUUCGAGGUCGACGACUGGGAAAAAGUCAAGCUGAAGGAGCAAUUUGGCAAAAGUGGACUACAAGUGAUUGUAAAAUUGGCAAAUAUCGAAUUAACCCCCGAAAACCCUGACUAUGAAGGAGGUACCUGGCACAUAGAGGGGCAACUGAAUGAGCGCAUAUGUGCAACUUCAAUCUACUAUUAUGACAAUCAAAACAUCACGGAAAGUUCGCUGUUUUUCCGGCAAAGAAGUAGCUAUAUGGACGACGUUGAAUACGAGCAAGAUCGGCACAAGUUUCUCCAAGAUGUUUAUGGCUUAGUUACGGAUGGUUAUUUCAAUGGAACCAAAGUUACGCAAGAGGCUGGAGGCGUGGUUUGUCAAGAGGGUCGACUCCUGACAUUCCCAAAUUCUGUUCAGCACAAAGUGUCUGCAUUUUCGUUGGCCGACAGAUCAAAAAGAGGACAUCGCAAGAUCCUCGCACUGUUUCUCAUCGAUCCCCAUAGACGUGUGAUCUCAUCUGCCAAUGUUCCUCCACAGCGAGAGGACUGGGCGCCGCAAAAUUUGAAGGUUGUGGAUAGUGUGCAUUCACGGGGGUCAGCAAACUCGCCGCAUGCACCCGGUCAAGAUAUAUUGGGCCCGAUGAUGAGCAUGAAAGAGGCAGAAGCUUACAGACUUGAGCUCAUGGAAGAGCGCAGUGUCGGGGCUGUAAACCAUAACAAUUUGUUUGAAUCGGGAGAUUUCUCUCUUUGUGAGCAUUAG
This is a messenger RNA of Penicillium vulpinum, 1761 nucleotides long. Its product is annotated as DUF4246 domain-containing protein. The record is from RefSeq and is a predicted model, not a curated record. The coding region runs from base 1 to 1761 and encodes 586 amino acids. NCBI's taxonomy places the organism in Eukaryota, Fungi, Ascomycota, Eurotiomycetes, Eurotiales, Aspergillaceae. The transcript is spliced from 5 exons.